AUGUUAAAGAUAUUCAAGAAACAGAAGCCAGUUACCAUCAAUUACUAUGAUUUUGAGGUCCAAAGGCAGGUUUGUCCCAGAAACUGGACUUCAGCAACAAACCACCACCACAAGCCCCAGCCCGCCUCAGGCGAAAUGCGCCGAAGGCCCCUCAACGCGCAGGCGCACCUGCAGCCAGCCUGUCGAGUCGCCAGCGCCCCUGCAGGGGGUGGAGGGCUCGCGCAGGCGCAUGAGAAGUUAGCAGCGCCGCGAGGCUACCACGCAGGCGCAGCAGGCCGAAGGGCAACGAACGGGCGGUCUAGUCCGGGUCAGCCAUGGCGGAGGCGUCCAGAUGGCAGCAACCCGGUGAGGAGGGGGUCUCCUAGGACUUCAAAACCUAAACUACAUUACAGAAAGGAUGUAGAAAUUGGAACCACACUUCAGGAGCUGUUGCUUUACUUGAUCUUUUUAAUAAAUCUAUGUAUAUUGACUUUUGGAAUGGUAAACCCACACAUGUAUUACUUAAACAAAGUUAUGUCAUCUCUAUUUUUGGACACUUCUGUGGCUGGUGAUGAAAGAACCAACUUUAAGUCUAUUCGCAGUAUAACUGACUUUUGGAAGUUUAUGGAAGGACCCCUUUUGGAAGGUUUGUACUGGGAUUCGUGGUACAAUAACCAGAACCUGUAUAAUUUACACAACAGUAGUCGUAUCUACUAUGAAAAUAUACUUCUAGGAGUCCCCAGAGUCCGUCAACUAAAAGUCCGCAACAACACUUGUAAGGUCUACUCAUCCUUUCGGUCUCUGAUGAGUGAAUGUUAUGACACAUAUACUUCUAAAAAUGAAGAUCUGUCUGAAUUUGGCCUCAGCACUGAUACUGAAUGGAAAUACUCUUCUUCUAAAACCAAUUCCCCUUUGUACUGGGGAUAUGUUGGUGUUUACCAAGAUGGAGGAUAUAUUUUCACUUUGUCAAAAUCAAAAUCUGAAACUAAAACCAAGUUCGUUGACCUUCGACUGAACAGCUGGAUCACAAGAGGGACGAGGGUCAUUUUUAUUGAUUUUUCACUAUACAAUGCCAAUGUAAAUCUGUUUUGCAUCAUCAGGUUGGUGGCAGAAUUCCCUGCAACUGGAGGAAUACUUACUUCAUGGCAGUUUUACUCUGUGAAGCUCCUUCGAUAUGUCAGCUACUAUGAUUAUUUUAUUGCUUCCUGUGAAAUCAUCUUUUGUAUUUUUCUUAUUGUCUUCACAAUACAAGAAGCCAUAAAAAUAAAGGAAUAUAAGUUUGCCUAUUUCAAAAGUAUUUGGAACUGGCUAGAAUUACUGCUUUUGCUGUUGUGUUUUUUAUCUAUUUCCUUCUACGCACACUGUAAUAUACAAACUUUUCUUUUACUUGGAAAGUUGUUGCAAAAUACUGAAAAAUAUUCAGACUUCUAUUUUCUUGCAUACUGGCACAUUUAUUACAACAAUAUGAUUGCUAUUACUAUCUUCUUUGCAUGGAUAAAGAUAUUCAAAUUCAUAAGCUUUAAUAAGACAAUGUCUCAGCUGUCAUCAACCUUGUCCCGCUGUAUCAAAGACAUAGUAGGAUUUGCCAUCAUGUUUUUUAUAAUAUUCUUUGCUUACGCCCAGUUAGGAUUUCUUGUUUUUGGAUCACAGGUUGACGACUUUUCCACUUUUCAAAAUUCCAUAUUUGCACAAUUUCGAAUCGUUCUUGGAGAUUUUAAUUUUGCCGGUAUUCAGCAAGCCAAUUGGAUCUUGGGACCCAUUUACUUCAUCACUUUCAUCUUUUUUGUGUUCUUUGUCCUUCUGAACAUGUUCUUGGCAAUAAUUAAUGAUACCUAUGCUGAAGUGAAAGCUGACUAUGCAAUAGGCAGAAGGCCAGAUUUUGAACUUGGAAAAAUGAUAAAAAAGGGUUACAAUGAUGCUCUUGAGAAACUGAAACUGAAGAAAGCUGGAAAAGAUGAAGACAAGAAAAUGAGGAGAACCAGCGAAGAUUUGGCGGAACAAGCCAGAAGAGAAGGCUUUGAUGAAAAUGAGAUCAAAAGGGCAGAGCAGAUGAAAAAAUGGAAAGAGAGACUUGAGGAAAAGUAUUAUUCUGCAGAAAUUCAAGAUGACUACCAGCCUGUCACUCAACAAGAAUUUCGAGAACUCUUUUUAUAUGCUGUGGAGCUGGAGAAGGAAUUACGCUACAUCAGUUUAAAACUAAACCGAGUGAUGAGAAAGUUUUCAGCUCUGCAAGAGAAGUGAGUUAUCUUCAUCCAGGAGUUGUGUGACCACUGCAUCGCAAAAUUUUGCUAGCAUAAUACCUGUGAGAAGGUGUCACUUUGGGAAUAAACAGAAAGGUGUUCCACAGUAGGCCUUGAAAUUUCAGUUUGAUUUUGGUUUUCUAGGAAAACAACACAGUUGCGUAUGUGCACUUUUAUAGGCUUUUCUUUCAAAUUUUCAGUCAUUCUGUAAGAAAAAGGCAACUGAAGAAUUCAGUGUGAAGAUUUUCCUCUCAAUUUUCUUCAGUAAUGGAAAAAAAAAGAUGGUAGUAACAAAAAGCUUUGUAUUUUCAGUUCUUGAAGUGGAAAGGAUAAAAUUCUAGUCUUUUGCUAACAGGAUAUAUGUGCAGUACAAAACAAUGAAGGAAGCUGCAUGUCUGCUAAAGGUGGAGAGGUCGGUCUGUAGUUACUGUGGAACAUCACCUGCACUCCUGAGGGGGGGCCUACUUACCCUCCACAACCAAGUACAAAAUGAAACUCUGAGUGCCUGAAAAAAUGAACUCAAGUACCAGCCAA
This is a messenger RNA of Oryctolagus cuniculus (rabbit), 2753 nucleotides long. The record is from RefSeq and is a predicted model, not a curated record. NCBI's taxonomy places the organism in Eukaryota, Metazoa, Chordata, Mammalia, Lagomorpha, Leporidae.